Molecule: messenger RNA, 8197 nt
Organism: Daphnia magna
Lineage: Eukaryota; Metazoa; Arthropoda; Branchiopoda; Diplostraca; Daphniidae
Exons: 4
Coding region: 145-7887 (2580 amino acids)
Biological process (GO): protein targeting; protein import
Cellular component (GO): membrane
Molecular function (GO): ABC-type protein transporter activity; ATP binding
Source: RefSeq, a predicted model, not a curated record
UUAAGGCAUUUUGCAUUGGCAAAGUCUUUUCCAGAUGUCUGGAUGACGUUGGUAAAGAUCAAACUAAUGGCAAGAGAAAUCGGGAAUUCAUUGCCGCACUAAAUACGCUCUUUCAAGACGCCACUGAAGACGUAGGAAUUCAAAAUGUUUUGGAGGAAAAGUUCAAGGGGAAAGGACGUCAAGGACUUUGAUGAAGCAAACGGGAAAGACUUGAUCAACCAACUGGUGGAGAUCUUUGCAAUCCGCAGUGCAAGUAAAAACGAAUCAUCAGAAUGGUUAGAUCAACUGAACUCAGAAAAAGAAUGGACACCGAAAUUGCAAGUUUUGGUCAAAGAGACGUGCAAGGCAUUCCUGCUUCCUAAGACGACGAUCAAAGACAAAGACAAAUAUGGAAGAAAAAUCAUUUUCAUCAAAGGCGUCUCUGUGUUUGUCAGCAAAAUGAUCGAAGAAAUGAAGCGAUUAAAAGAAAAAUAUCCAGAGCUGCAAGAAAUCCAGAUUGUCGGGCUAUCAUCCGUUCACGUCGAUUGCCACCUAGAGAACGAAACCUGGCACGGAACGAACGUGGGAAUCGUUACGGAUAAGAUCGUUGUGGAUUCCGAAGUUUGCCGGAAAGGCCAGCAAAAUAAUGCCCAAGCAAAAGAAGAAACUACCGUGAGGAAUGCAACCAGUGACGUUGCGAACAACUUCUCCUUCUGUUGGGAUGUCUCUGGCGUAAACGGUGAACCUGGUCAACCGGGUAAGAGUGGCGGUAACGUUAACAUAAUUUGUAACGAGAUAAUCAACGCUGAACGAUGGAAGAUUAUAUCAGAUGGAGGCAAAGGAGGUGACGGACAGAACGGAAGUAAUGGGGAAAGCAAAUCGGACGGAAGGCCUCGCAAGUGGUCCAAAGAAUGUUUCAAAAAAGUUUUCCCUUCCAUGUCGACAUUCAAUAAAGGAGAACAAACAACUGACAUAGCUCCAGAAGAUACAGUAAAUACGGUUCUAACGAACCUAAUGGACCGGUUGCCAGUUGAAAAUCGAACAUAUGGCAAAGAUAUCAAACCAGACUACCGAGGUACUUUUUUCAUCGAAGGCACUGCGAAAGAUGGCAGUAAGAUCAGCUUGUCGUUCUAUCAGUCCAUGACAGAACGACACACACUCAUCUUCUGCCAAGGAAGCAACAUCGGACAAGGUGGAUACGGAGGCACCAUCACUUUUGAAUUCAUCACCGGAAAAGACUCGUUUGCAAUAGAAUCGAGAGUUCCAGUCGUCGGUAAGGACGAUCGUCGACCAAGGGCUGUGCGAAUGGGUGUCUACGAGGCGAUGGGCUAUGAUGGCGAAAUGGGAACACCUGUAGGUGACGUUGCGUUCAUUCACAGCCUCAACACUAACAAGGCAUCAGCAAACGAGAAUCCGACAGGUCAUUACAUCGGCUUCGAAAAUAAUGUUAGCCUUCGGAUGGAACGCAACCCUAAGAAACCUACAAGGCAGCAAAACGAUCCUGAGAAUUACUACACAAAACUAAGCAAUGAGCAAUAUGCGUCGAUUGUUUACCGUAGUUUACCCGCAUACGGCCAAGUCCAGCCACUGCAUUCGACGGUAGUAAAUGCCACGAAAAAGAAGGUCAUCGUUCGCCAAAGUCUUGCGAAGCACGUUUUUCAAGUGGACGAGCGGAAGCAGAUGUUAAAAUGCCUCCGAGAAAGAUUAUUCAGCAACUGGGAGAAAGAAAAAUUUGCUGACAAUGUCGACUUAUUAGUCAGUCAAAUGAGAGACAAGGAAACUCAGCUUCAUCAGUUGAUGUCACAGUGCAGUCGGGGCCUCGACAACGUUGGAUCAGUGAGAUUCGUUAAGUCCGCAAAAACAAACUGGAAUCUGAAAUCGGAUGUGAUUAGCGUUUCAGACACCUCGCAUUCUUUAGGCGGUCGACGAUCAGUUGGACGUCGUCCGGUUGAUUUCCGGAAAGAACCACCUGUCGACAUCAGGUGCCUUGAUAUGCUGGCAACAAUGAGCGGCGCCAAUAGCGCUAUACACAGCAUUUUCGGUCGGAUGAAUUCUAAUGGGAUGUAUAUUUGCGACGACGUGGUUAUAGCGAGGAUUCGCGCUUCUAUCACUACAUUCAUCCGCGAAGAGAAAAAUAGGGAUAACGUUUCGGGUUUCAUCAAGCAGUUUGUACUACGUGUACAAAAGAGUGAUGUAUUAGAUUGUCCCGUCGCCAAUGAUGUGAAAGUUGCAUAUUUCAAGUUCCGACGGACGAACAGCGAGAAAAGGGAAUUCAACUGGCAGAGUGCAACAGAAUUUGAGGACUUAUAUGAGGAAUAUGCUAAAUUUGUUAAGAAGCCAUCAAACCCAGUGGAAUCAGCCGAAUUGGAAAUGCUAGCAAUCAUCAAAAACAGGAUUAUCCAUGUUUACACCGAUCAAUCAUCAUCUUUCAAGUGGAAGGAAUCCUUGAAUCCUGAUGAUGAUGAUGAUGAUGUCACUCAUCACUGCGUUCUUCACAAGGAAAAUGGAGAAUUUCAAAGAGUCGAACAAAACAAAAUAAUUGAAGAUUUCUGCAUGAUACAUGACGAUGAUCUGUUUAAAUGUCCGCCCAUCCAAAGUGAAUACUUCUGCAAAUUUUUGGACUCUCUUGUAAAACACCGCGCUAACCAACAGUUCAUUGCAUCAAUGAAGAGGCUCAACCCUGCAAACGGUGAUACACCGGAUAAGUUGUUUCAGUUGCUUCUCAAACGUUGUCAACGAAAUGACGAAAAUCCAGAUGAUUUCGAUGUGAAAUUUGAAUACCUAUAUUCUAUUGAUCCUUGCUGGUUGGCUGAAUGGAUAGAAGAACACAAUAGUCGAAAUCUAAGUCCCAUUUUCUACUUGAAUAUCGUCAAAGCUGGACUACCCGUCGAGUGGAUACGCGAUUCUUUAAUGCAUGAUAUUUGCGAUCGGUUUACGAAGGAUGAUUUUGAUGAUGUUACGGAUGUUGAUUAUGAUGAUGUUACGGAUGUUGAAUAUGAUGUUACGGAGGAUGAUUAUGAUGUUUGUGGGCCUACUAUCCGCUCUAUAAAAGAUUGUGUGGAGGAUAUAGUCAUAAGAAUGCCGUUUCUGGUGCUUCUAUUACGCAAAUUGAUUGCCACAUCCGACAGCUGUUCCGCACUACAGCCCAAGAAUUUAGUUCGGCUCCUGAAAUUGAUAGCAAAGGAUUUCAAACAAGGUGACGGAAUUACAAGUCAGCAAUUGCCGGAGCUCCAACUGCUGCCUCUCAGCGAUUGGUUUUACCAUUUAAAAAGUAAAAAGUGGGAAAGAAGAAUCAAUCUGCUGUCCAUCCGCGAUUUGAAUACUGAAAAAGAGAAUAAAAAUCUUAAAAAAGAGGCCGUUUACUUGUUACUGGAACUCGAAUCCCAAAAUGGUGAAGAUCAUUGUGACAAGUUAUUAAAAGAAGUUAAGGAAUUGAAGACUGCUGUAAUUCUUUUGCAAGACGCCCUGCAUUCAAAAGCGACUCCUAGUCAAGAAUAUGACGAAAGAAACAUUGACGAUAUCAUAAAAGAGAUGGAAAAAGAUAUGCCUCAGAAUAAUGAGUCACGACUAGGCAUGUCAUAUCACACGAGCUUGGCUACAGUGAAAAAAAACGUGGAAGAAUCUAAAUCAAUGUCAGACCAAAUGAAAAAAUCUGAGAAAAGAAUUAAGAAACUGGUCAAGCAAUGGCAGAAAAAUGGUUUAGAACUGAACGAUAAAUCAGUUGUUGAAUUUGUCUACGUCUACGAUUACGCCAUACAGAAGACGUGCACGAAGGAAGGAGACAAACAAAUAUUUCAACUACGUGACACCCAGAGAGUGGCGAUCAUUACAUUGCUGACAUCCAAAGAAAAAACCACGUUAACGCAAGUGUCAACUGGGGAAGGCAAAUCACUGAUUGUCACUGGUGUCGCAAUAGCGUUUGCCCUUUGUCGAAACGAAGAAAACAAGAACAAGAAAAUUGACGUUAUUACAAGCAAUGACGUGCUGGCUCGCUGUGAUUCCGUGACGUCGGUGGCCGAUGGUGGGCUGCGAGAACUUUAUGAAUAUUUUAAAGUAAGCGUAGAAAACAAUUGCAGUCAAUGGGUGGACGAACGAACCCUAGCCUACAAUGCAGAAGUCGUUUAUGGACAAUUGGCAAAUUUCCAGCGAGAUUAUUUACUGGAUACCUUUUACGGCUAUAACAUCCGCGGUGACCGCACAAUGGACCUCGUUCUUAUUGAUGAAGUCGAUUGCAUGUUGCUCGAUCGCGGCAACAAUGUGCUCUACCUAUCGCACGACAUCCCUGGCAUGGAGAUGCUGGAAUCUCUGUACGUUUUCAUUUGGGAGAAAAUGCGCAGCUCUUCAAUCGGUUCGGAUAAGCUAGCAGUACAAGAAUUAGUUAAAUCUGCUGUUCUCCACGACCUGUAUGGUGUUAUAAGUAAAGACGAUUUGGAGUCCAUUUCUGAUUCCCUGAAAGACAAGCCAUCGGAAAAGAAUGCACUAUGGGACCACUUAAUUGAGACAAAAGUCAUCAACUCACAGGGACAUUUGUUGAUAGAAGGCAAUAUUGAAAACAUCAAAUUUAAGCCACAAAUGGAUCCCAAGAUUCAGUUUUAUCUUCGUAGCGUGGCUAAACGUGAACGGAAUAUUCAAAUACCUACGCAUUUGAUGUCAUUUGUCGAACUUCAUGUUGACACUUGGAUAAAUAAUGCCAUGAAAGCAUUGGAACUCCAACGUGACGAGGACUAUGUCGUCGAUCAAGACCGAACAGACACCAGCCCAGAUCUCAAUCCUCAAGUGAUUAUUAUCGACAAGGACACGGGGAUCGAUCAGAUCUCGUCGCAAUGGGAUGGAGCACUGCAUCAGUUUAUUCAGCUAAAAGAAGGCUGCAAGUUGACGUCACAAAGUCUAAAAGCCAGUUUCAUUGCGGACUCGACAUAUAUCCAGACUUACGUAAAGGUGUCAGCCCCAAAGUUAUCCUAUCCCGAAUAUAUUUUUAAAAUUUAUAUUCUCAAUAAUUUUCGUGCUGCACUUGGAUUGCCAGAACUCAAAACGACAGACACUAGUUGGAUGACCCCAGUUCGUUCUCUCGCCUUGGCCAAACAUCUGGCUGUACAAAAGUCAUCUCAGUCUCAGUCGAGGGCAGUUGAAAUUCUGAAUCGAGUCAUCGCUUCAAAGGAUAGUUCUUUGUAUCCAGCUGCUCAUUACUACCUUGCUUUCAUUUUGUUUAAAGAGGAUUUUAAGGAUAACAAAAACACAUUCAUUCAAAUUUUGCAAACGUGUGAAACUAUUUUGAACAAUCACAUAAACAUGCACUUGUCCUUUUAUCUCAAAGUCGCCCAUGCAGCGCCUGAGCAAACCCCGUCGUUCUGCGUCGUCGACGCCUAUAAACAGCAAAAAAACAAUAUGGUGAAGAUCCUCGAAUAUUUCAUCGGUUCCGUCCGGGCUUUACUUGGCAGUCAUUAUUGCUCAGCCUCUAAUCUCAAGGAAGCUGGGCGAGAUCCCCCCGAAAAACUUGGAGUCGUAAAAAUGAAAAUGAAAGAAGCUGAAACAUUCAUAAAGAAAAAAAUUGCUUCCCAUAUCCCGCGUUUUCAGAAAAAAAGGAAACUAAAUGAUGAACCUAAACGUCACAAAAUUCAUCCCGAAAAAGCGGACAAACUCUUUCAAUCGCUGGUCAAAGAAGAGUGCAUCACCUGUCAGCUCAACGACAUUCAUACAGUCCCUAAUCGGAACGCCAUCAUUCAGGAAGUAGCCGACGAAUACGGAAUCAAUAAAUUGUUAGAAAAUUUAGAGUCCGUCUUUGGGGAGAACUUAAUUGAGGAGCAGAUCGAGAAAAAACUCAAAGAAAAAAAUCUGAUCCCGUGCACAAGAAAGGCGUUUUGGGAGAAGUUGAAAGAGGCAGAUUCACUAGAAGCGGUGAAAGGUGGAUUGUGCUUUCAAAUGAAAUGCGUCAUCAUGUUGGAAUCCGAAUGCGAUGUUGAACCAAGUAAACCGAACAGCCAAAAACUCGAUCGAGAUAGACGGAUCAACAUUGAAGACUUUCAGUUUGGAUUGGAAUCUUUCGAUCGCAAGCACAACUGUCUAAACGUGCUGUACAACCCAAUUUACGACAGCACGAAUGACUUAUUGAAGCAGAAGAAAAUCAUGUUCAGCAAACAGUACGUUAUUAAACAACUCGGCGAAGAAGAGUAUCGACGCCGCAAGGAGAAAUUUGAAUCCAAUCAAAUUGCACAGCUUAACCUCAACAAACUUGAAAAAAAAGUCAGUUUGAAAUUUUCUGACCCGUUGGGGAAGCAUGAUUUGGAGCGAAUCGACAUAAAUUGUAGUGGCGAGCAGGAUGGCGUUUGGAAUGCGCUAGUUAAAAAGAAAAUCAUUAAAAAAAAUGGAAAAUUAUUGCCCAACUUCCAAAAAUUCAGUUAUCCAGAAUGUCCAGCUUAUGAGAAACCUGUCAUGCGUAUGAUUGGGAGAACUUUUGUGGCUGAAAUAGUCAAAAGUCAAUGGCUAAGGCUUAAGACUGACAAAGAUCCCAAUUGUUUGAAAGCCAUAAAUUUGCUACCAUUGAAACCCUAUCGAGAUAUGCUUGGCGAUUUGAUGGCUGCCCACGUCAUAUCUGGUGCUCGAGUGACGGAAAAUACAAAACUCAUCGAGGAGAAAACUGAUGCACUUGAAGACGAAGACGAGCGUGAAUGUGUUCGCAAGUUUCUGAAAAGUCGCCAAGCUGUUUAUGCUCCCAAGAUGAAAAAAUAUGACGUUUAUCUUGACUUUAUCGAAAUGGAUAUUCGAAAGAUUCCAAACACCGAGAACAUUUCUACGGAACUUCAUAGUUUCGAUCUCGUAGGGUUCAAUCACGUCAUUGACAUUAAGGAUCGAGAAAUGUCAUGGAAAACAUACCUGAGUGCAAUUGGGACCGGUGCUGUUGGUAUCGCUUCGAUUGGUGGUGGAGUUUUCUUGAUUCACGCAAACCUACUAUCUUUUGGACUGAUCAAGAAUGUAUUCUUCAUGGGAGGAGCAUCAGACAUUUUGUACGCCAUAACGGCCAUCCUGACGCGCAGCAACUUCUCGUGGGCCGAUUACACUCGUCAAAGGCUAAUGAGUGCCAUAGGAAAAGCAGAACCCAUGGACAUGAUCAAAACAAUUUUCAAAUUGUACAGCUCAACUGAAAAGGUUGAUUUCAGAGAGGCAAUUCAAUUGGCCGUCGGCAAGGAAAGGUGGAAACGACAAGGCAGAAGUCAAACAGACAGAGAUAGUGAAGUUUCAUCAGAAUUGAAGAAACACAAAACCGAGUUUUACUUCCACAGCCAACUCCAUGAUCUUUUACAAGAUUUUGGCAUCUUUGUACAUGGAAAAAUAAAGAAAUGCCUCGACAAAAACUUGAACGAAAUCCGAAAAAGACUGACCCAAUUCAACAAUCUUCACGGACUCGAAACAACCCAGCAUUUCGUUAGAGAGAAGAUGAAUAAAUUUAUUUCUGAUUGGGCUACAGAAGGACGCAAGUGGGUCAAAGAAAUCACCACUGCCAUGACUUCAAAACUGGACGAGAUUCAUAUGGUCCUUCAACAAACGGAAGAAAUUCCGUUGACACAAGAAAUAGCUGAUAAUGGAAUCCGCGAAAUGAAACCGAUUUUCCAUGACUAUGAGGUGCGAAUCAGAUUGAUACGCGUGACUGUCACCUGCAUUAGCGAAUUUCUAUCAGACCUGAAGAAUUAUGACAAGCCCAAAGUUGCAAGAGUUGAAGACAUCGGCGUUGAAGAAGCAUUUAAGCGUUUUCAGGAAAGGAUGCUGGCUGACAUAGAGGCUGAGCUGGAAAGACAGGUGGACAAGAUUCUGGACUCUUUGAGGAAAAAAAUUCAUCGAGUCGCCUCUAAGAAAGUCUCUAAUUUAGCCAAAAUUAAUUCGGAAAUAUUCACCUUUUUUUUGCAGUUUACUUAACCGAAGUUGAAUGUUCAAAAAUUUUCGAAUUGUCUAAUUGCGCACUGUGAGAGGACGAAAAAUAUUUUCAAACAAUUUGGGAUUUUCAGCAAUUAUAGCUUUUCACUUGAUUUAUUCGGGGAGUAUUCAUUAUAGAGCUUUUUUUUUAAGGGAAUCAAUAUUACAUUUCAUUUAAUCCUGUUUGGACACUGAACUGAUUUUUGUUAACUACUUUCCUUUUCUUUUCUUCAUUUGUUUUAAUUUUUAUAUACCACGUAGGGUGUUAUUUCCAUUAUGCUCCAUCGAGUUGAAUACAUAGAAAUUUUAGUUC